This is a messenger RNA of Dermacentor albipictus, 2192 nucleotides long. RefSeq names its product probable peptidoglycan muropeptide transporter SLC46. Gene Ontology annotation, biological process: transmembrane transport. Gene Ontology annotation, cellular component: membrane. Gene Ontology annotation, molecular function: transmembrane transporter activity. The record is from RefSeq and is a predicted model, not a curated record. Lineage: Eukaryota; Metazoa; Arthropoda; Arachnida; Ixodida; Ixodidae.
GCGUCGGGCCCAACGGCGGUGUUUGGCGAGGGCUUCCAUCCGCGUGGUGAGCGCACAGAAAGCGUUGCACAUCGCCGGCCUGUUAUGAAACCGAUCGGCGAGAACCGCGACGUGUCACAUGACCCACAAGGCGGGGACGUCAACGUUGUGUCCACGCCACCAGUAUGUCGCCGAGUCAUCGACGCCAUACGUGCUGCCAGAGUAGAGACCUUCUUGGCGCUGUACUUGGUCUCGCGUUUCAUGACUAUGACGCCAAUACAGGACCUGCUUCUCCGCAAGGCUUGCCUCAACGAGCUGCACAUGAACACGAGCGUGUGCGCGCGCUUGGACGAAAACGAGUCCAUCAAGGACGCAGCCGAACGGAUCUCGAGCACGACGAGCACCGCGCAGACCAUCGUUGCCAUGGCGCCCUCUUCAGUCGUCGCCAUCUUCAUUGGACCCUGGUGCGACAAGUACGGCUACAGGUUGCCGCUGGUCAUCGCCACCUUGGGUUUUCUGGCGAGUACGGCGCUGACUCUAGUGACGGUGUACCGCAUGGAGAUGCCGCUGUACGCCAACAUCCUCUCCUCCAUCCCGGACGGCCUCAGCGGGGGUCUCAUCACCGUCUUCGCCGCAGUGCACAGCGUGGCGGCUGUCACGACAGGCGUGAAGGGCAGGAGGGCCCGGUUCUUCGGGCUCAGCAUGGUCAUAGUCCUGUUCAUCACAGUCGGCGGUUUCCUCGGAGGGCAGCUGUACGGCCACUGCGGCUUGAAGACGGUGCUCAGCGUCUCUCUAUUCUUCGCCAGCGUGGCUGUUCUCUGGGCCUUCCUGGCCAUCGAGGAUAUUGUGAUGCCCGAGCACGAGGCGGAUGGCGUGACGCUGAAGCUGCGAAACCUCUUCAAAGUGAACAACCUGUGCGAGGGCUUCAAAUGCACGAUGAAGGCCAGGCCUAAAAAAGGCAGGGCGCAGAUUUUGUGCCUCUUCGGCGCCACCUGCGGAGUUGUCUUCGAGCAGUCCUCCAAGUCUAUCGACUACUACUACGUGCGCAAAAUGUACUCCUGGAGCGUGGGACAAUACGCGACCGUGCAGACCGUGACGUCGCUGGCGUGCUUGGCGUUGUACGUGCCGCUCAUCUACCUCUUCCUGCGAGUGUUCAAGAUUAGCGAUCCCGGCAUGGCGGUCGUCGGAGUGUUCUUCGCAACCGCGCAGAUGGCCGUGCUGGGACUGGCCUACACGGAGUGGCUGUACUAUCUCAGCCGCGUGGUGGGCAUACCAACAUUCCUGGCAAAGGCGGGUAUCCGUACGCAUCUCUCGAAGCUGGUGGGGAACAACGAAGUUGGCAAGGUGUUCGCGUUCCUUUCUUCGUUCGACACUGUGGUACCACUGGCGGGGGACGUGCUACUUACUUGGCUGUUCAACGUGUCCAUCGCCUUCAUGCCGGGUCUUCCCUACCUAGCCGCCGCCGGAAUUACCGGAAUCGCCGUUGGUCUCAUGGGCUACGUCACUAAGGUGCACCGGCGGUACAUCACUUAUGAAGGCAUGCCAAACACAGAGGAAGCAUCAGCAGCCGUCAGUAAUUGAAGCACGAUAAGGCGUACGGUCAACAGAAACUCAGGUCGUCAGAAGGCGGACCAGCAUGGCGUGCUAUAGUGUGGUCACCAUUGACUGUGGGCAACUUGAGAAAGCGUUGCAGGCCAUGUGUUUGGUGCGAUCGCAUGUCUCUAUCUGGGUCAUCGAUUAAUCGGUGUCAAACCUCCUGUAAGGGGGCAGCUGCUCAACUCGCUUUCAAAAAGUAUUGCUUAGAAGGACUGAAUGUUGAGCAAAUUGUUUGGGGUUCAUGGUGCAGAAACGAUGGCACGAAGAAAUGCGUACACGUAUAAGGACAAGGACAACUCACGCGCUCACUGUCACCCCGUCAGUAAGUUGUCAGAUGAUAGUCUGUGUUUGAAACUGGAAAGUCAUCUGACAAGGGUCAUUGUCGGAUAUUUGUGUUACACACUUCUUGCCCUCUGCGGGCCCGUGCAGGAGUGAGUGUAAACGAAAAGAGAGGCGGAGAACAACUUGUCAUGUACAAACUCUUCGUUUAAUAUAUCUGAGAGCAAUUUAUAUAGAGCAAUAACAAGGUGGUGAUAACAUCUUACUUCGUACACAACAAUAUCUUCAAUUAUGAAAAAAGAUAUCAAAUAUAGCACACAUAAAAAUGUAAGAAUUUU